Messenger RNA from Cyphomyrmex costatus, 1704 nucleotides. RefSeq names its product sterol O-acyltransferase 1-like. NCBI's taxonomy places the organism in Eukaryota, Metazoa, Arthropoda, Insecta, Hymenoptera, Formicidae. The record is from RefSeq and is a predicted model, not a curated record. The transcript has 10 exons. Gene Ontology annotation, cellular component: endoplasmic reticulum membrane. Bases 1 to 1704 code for a protein of 567 amino acids. Gene Ontology annotation, biological process: cholesterol metabolic process.
AUGACGAUGUCCGUCAAAGAAUCAUCCAAGCACGGAGCCGUUGAUUUUCUGGGAGGAUCACAAAUCACAGAGUUUCAUAUUCUCGAAGUAGUUCUAGUAAAAUCCAUAGAUCAUCUUUAUUUAGACAUGAGUCCUGUUAUAGAAACCAUAGAUCUGUCCGAGAAGAAUAAAAAUGCAGCAACCAACGAAAAUGCAUUCACGGAUUUAUAUGAAGCGACCGCUGAUGUAUUGCGAAAAAAAAUACAGGAAAUAAGACACGAUGUUUUGGGAUAUCUUAACCACUGCAUUAAUGACAUGAUGUCCGACGUUCUGCAGAAGAUAACGAUAUCUUUGGUGAAAAAUGGAGAAUUCUUGUACAGAACGAACAAAUAUCGCGACAAAAGGCUAUCCAGCAAGAAAGAUGCGCUGUCGAAUAAGGAGUUCAUAGAAAGAAACUCCUUGCUCACUGAUCUUUUCAAGAUUUCGCAUAUUCGCACAGUUUAUAAUCUGUUCAUGAUGUCUUUCAUACUUUUCCUUCUCAACACUAUCGCAUGCGAUAUCAUAGAGUUUGGAACGAUCCGCGUUGGAACCAACACGUUACGGAAUGGCUUUGCAAAGUUCACAUCGUGCAUCUUCAUUUGGUUGUUUAUGCAAGCUUCGACACUCGGUGUCUACGCGGCUUUCAUCCUCUGGGCAUACCGACGAUUCCGGUUCUUGCCAAAAUCCUCCAUCCGAAAAUUAUGGGAUUACAGCUGGCUAGCAAUAUUUAUAUUGUAUCAAAUUCUCUUUAUUAUUUUUUCUCUUAAGGCGAUGCUCAGCAUGAAUUUGUUCAUAUGUUGUAGGAUGAUUAUUAUUAUGGAACAAAUACGCAUGGUAAUGAAAAGUUAUGCUUUUGUCAGAAGCGCAGCACCUAGAUUUCUGUCGUACAAACCUCAUAGCGAAACUCCGCCACCGAGUAGGCCCAAAUUCUCGCAAUAUUUGUAUUUCCUUUUCGCACCGACUCUUGUGUAUCGCAACGAAUAUCCCAGGACAAAAAGAGUUAGGUGGAUGGUGGUAAUUCGUAAUUUUAUUGAAUUUGGCCUAUCGAUCUUCUAUCUCACCUUUAUCUUAGAAAACCAGGUAAUGCCGAUUUAUCGUGUAUUCGGCACACAAUAUCUGGAUUGGAGGUGGUUCGUCAAGAAUACCAUCAAGCUUAAUAUUCCCGGCAUUAUCUCCCUUAUGACCAUAAAUUAUCUUCUGUUGCACACGUGGAUGAACGCUUGGGCGGAAAUGCUACAGUUUGCCGACCGAAUGUUUUACAAAGACUGGUGGAACAGCACGACUUACCACGUGUUUUUCCGCACAUGGAACGUGAUAGUGCACGACUGGCUGUACAUGUAUAUCUACAAGGAUUUAUACGAAAUCGUCCUAUCUCAUCGGAUGUUGUCAGCUACUGCUGUAUUCUUCACCUCCGCCGUCGUCCACGAAUACAUACUCGCGUUUGCAUUUGGCUUUUUCUAUCCUGUAGUAUUUACCUUAUUCAGCACCGUAGGUUUUCCCAUGUUUUUCGUCCGCAAGACCAGCAACCUUCUUAUGUGGAUAACACUGUCCCUUGGAACCGGCAUCAUUUUUAGUCUACUAACAAUAGAGGUAUAUGCUCGGCAAAACUGUCCGCCUCAUCCCGAUUACUUCCUGGACCUGUUCAUACCGCGAAGCUGGAGCUGUCAGGAAAAAUUUAAUGUGUAG